Molecule: messenger RNA, 246 nt
Organism: Wickerhamiella sorbophila
Lineage: Eukaryota; Fungi; Ascomycota; Dipodascomycetes; Dipodascales; Trichomonascaceae
Exons: 2
Coding region: 1-246 (81 amino acids)
Source: RefSeq, a predicted model, not a curated record
AUGGUAGAUUUGGACGAGAUAUCUAGUGCUUUCACGGAUUAUAUGGAGGUUGACGCACAGGAUAUGCCAGUAGUGAGCUAUGAAUCCCUGGGGGAUGUUCUGGAGACCAUUGGGCUGGCCGGGUCGCUUGCAGGGCCCCUGGCCAAGGAAAUGGAUCCAGAGGGCAGCGGGUACAUACACUUUGAGCCAUUUGUGAAUACGACAAUCAAGGAGAUGAUGAUUGUCGACGGACUUUUGAUUUACUAA